AUCCAUCGUCCCUGCUGCUAGUCAGAAACACUUAGCGUCUCGACUCUCUGUUGUCAAGUUUUCAAAGAUAUUUGGUAAUGACCAGUCCUGAAUCCCCCUGUUUUGUGCUUUGAGGAAUAACCGGUCCACUGCUGCCCCAUCGAGGCCUCCUUGCUUUAUCAGGUUGGUCUAACUUUGAGCCAAAACAAUGAAGAAGUCCAGCUGACCCCUUCUGGUGUUAGUCCUUGUGGCCGCCAGCGUGGUGGUCUCUGCAAUGCCACGGAGUCUCCUUGGCCUGAUCAGACAGCCUCACGGGACCUGACUUCUGCUUAGCUCGUCUCAUCACCCCUCACCACCCCCCGCACACCCGUUAUGUCCCAGCUGCAGCAGACAAAACAAUCAACCAUGACGACCGAAUCUGGCUCAGACUCGGAAUCCAAGCCUGAGCAGGAGGCCGAGCCCCAGGAGGCGGCGGGGGCGCAGGGGCACGCGGGGGCUCCGCAGGGCCCGGGGCCCGAACCCAGCGGCGAGGAGCAGCACCAGGCCCUAGAGCAGUUCGAGGCCGCGGCGCACAGUACCCCUGUGAGGAAGGAGGUCACUGACAAGGAACGGGAGUUCGCUGCUGGGGCUGCAAAACAGCUCGAAUAUCAGCAAUUGGAAGACGAUAAACUUUCUCAGAAAUCAUCUAGCAGUAAACUAUCUCGAUCUCCAUUAAAGAUUGUCAAAAAGCCUAAAAACAUGCAGUGCAAAGUGAUACUUCUGGAUGGAUCAGAAUAUACCUGUGAUGUGGAGAAACGCUCCAGAGGCCAGGUGCUGUUUGAUAAAGUAUGUGAACAUCUGAAUUUGCUGGAAAAAGACUAUUUUGGGCUUACGUAUCGAGAUGCUGAAAACCAGAAGAAUUGGCUGGACCCUGCUAAGGAAAUAAAAAAACAGAUUCGAAGUGGUGCUUGGCACUUUUCAUUUAAUGUGAAAUUUUACCCACCAGACCCUGCCCAGCUAUCUGAAGAUAUCACCAGGUACUACCUCUGCCUACAAUUGCGAGAUGACAUUGUGUCCGGAAGGCUGCCCUGCUCCUUUGUCACCCUGGCCCUGCUGGGCUCCUACACUGUCCAGUCCGAACUUGGAGACUAUGACCCAGAUGAAUGUGGGAAUGAUUACAUUAGUGAGUUCCGCUUUGCGCCAAACCACACGAAAGAACUGGAAGAUAAAGUGAUCGAGCUGCACAAGAGCCACAGAGGAAUGACGCCAGCAGAAGCAGAGAUGCAUUUCUUGGAAAAUGCCAAAAAACUGUCCAUGUAUGGGGUUGAUUUACAUCAUGCCAAGGAUUCUGAAGGAGUAGAAAUUAUGUUAGGAGUUUGUGCGAGUGGUCUGUUGAUAUAUCGUGACCGACUGAGAAUCAACAGAUUUGCCUGGCCCAAGGUUCUAAAAAUUUCAUACAAACGGAACAACUUUUACAUUAAGAUUCGGCCGGGAGAGUUUGAACAAUUUGAAAGCACCAUUGGGUUUAAGCUGCCAAACCAUCGAGCUGCCAAGCGUUUAUGGAAAGUGUGUGUUGAACAUCAUACAUUUUUCAGACUGUUGUUACCAGAAGCACCUCCAAAGAAAUUCCUGACCUUGGGCUCCAAGUUUCGUUAUAGUGGCAGGACACAAGCCCAAACAAGAAGAGCCAGCGCAUUGAUAGAUCGCCCUGCCCCUUACUUCGAACGCUCGUCCAGCAAACGUUAUACCAUGUCUCGUAGCUUGGAUGGAGAGGUUGGUACUGGCCAGUACGCCACAACAAAGGGCAUCUCUCAGACCAACUUGAUCACCACCGUGACUCCGGAGAAAAAGGCCGAGGAGGAACGGGACGAGGAAGAGGGCAGGCGAAAACGGCUGGAAGAAGUCACCCCGGUCGCGGCAGCACGGCACGAGGGAAAGUCACCUGGGCUUGGCACUGACUCAUGUCCCCUGUCCCCCCCAUCAGCCCAUCGUCCCCCCGCAUCCCCCUCAGAACUCCGUAGGAGGUGUAAGGAGAAUGAGCACCAAGCCCCAGGCUUGGAGCCGGCCAGAGGCACCAUGCGUGCGCACGGAGAGCCCACCGUGGACUCUGACCGCAAAGGGAAGCCAUCCUUAGGGGACCAGGAUGUGGCUUUUAGCUACAAACAGCAAACUGGCAAAGGGACCACCCUGUUUUCCUUCUCCUUGCAGCUCCCGGAGUCAUUCCCUUCUCUUCUCGAUGACGAUGGGUACCUCUCUUUCCCCAACCUGUCGGAAACCAGCCUCCUCCCCCAGAGCCUGCAGCAUUACCUCCCAAUUCGCUCACCCUCCCUUGUGCCCUGUUUCCUCUUCAUCUUUUUCUUUCUGCUCUCCGCCUCCUUCUCAGUGCCAUAUGCCCUCACUCUCUCCUUCCCUCUGGCUAUGUGCCUCUGCUACCUGGAGCCCAAGGCGGCCUCCUUGAGUGCCUCACUAGACAAUGACCCGAGUGACAGUUCAGAGGAAGAGACCGACAGUGAACGCACGGACACGGCAGCAGACGGGGAGACCACAGCCACUGAGUCGGACCAGGAGGAGGAUGCAGAGCUCAAGGCACAGGAGCUAGAUAAAACUCAAGAUGACCUGAUGAAACAUCAAACCAAUAUUAGUGAGCUGAAAAGAACCUUUUUAGAAACCUCCACAGACACUGCCAUCACGAAUGAAUGGGAAAAGAGGCUUUCUACCUCCCCAGUGCGACUAGCCACCAGGCAGGAGGACGCGCCUAUGAUCGAGCCGCUCGUCCCCGAAGAGACUAAACAGUCUUCUGCUGAAAAGCUCAUGGAUGGCUCUGAAAUCUUCAGUUUAUUAGAGUCUGCAAGAAAACCAACAGAAUUCAUAGGAGGGGUUACUUCUACUUCUCAAAGCUGGGUUCAGAAAAUGGAAACCAAGACUGUGUCCAGCAAGGUAGAGGCAGAAACAAGCCAGCACCCCCAGCCACUUAGCACCGAGAAGGUUGUGCAGGAAACCGUGUUGGUGGAGGAACGACACGUGAUGAAUGUGCAUGCGAGUGGGGAUGCCUCUUAUGUGGCUGGAGAUGACUUGGCUGCUGGAGCCCAGGCAGCAUCUGCUGAUGCUUCUAGCUUGAAAGGGAAGGAGGGCUCUGCUCUGAUGGAGGGAGCUAAGGAGGAGAAGGGGGAGGUGGCCGAGAAAGCUGUCCUCAAACAGGAAGAGACGGCCACUGCUCCCCACGAGCCAGUGGAGGAGCAGAGUGCAACAAUCCACGUUUCUGAAACUUGGGAACAGAAACCUCAUUUUGAGUCAUCAACUGUGAAGACAGAAACCAGCAGUUUUGGUAGUGUUUCACCAGGAGGAGUAAAGCUAGAAAUUUCUACCAAGGAAGUACCGGUCGUUCACACGGAAACAAAAACCAUCACAUAUGAAUCAUCACAGGUUGAUGCUGGUGCGGAUUUGGAGCCAGGCGUGCUAAUGAGUGCACAGACGAUCACAUCUGAAACCACCAGUACCACGACCACCACCCACAUCACCAAAACUGUGAAAGGAGGCAUUUCAGAGACAAGAAUUGAAAAGCGGAUAGUCAUCACAGGAGAUGCCGACAUUGACCAUGACCAGGCGCUGGCUCAGGCAAUUAAAGAGGCCAAAGAGCAGCACCCUGACAUGUCAGUGACCAAAGUAGUGGUCCAUAAAGAGACAGAGAUCACACCAGAAGAUGGAGAGGAUUGACCCCAGGAAUAACUUAGCCUGCACAUGAAUCCAGUCAUGCAAACCAUUAGGAAAACCAGAGCCUAUAUGGAGUUCCCUCUUCUAACCCAACUGACUUGUAUCUGCCCAUGGAAAAUUCAACCCAGAAGAACUGACCUUGACCAUUAAUAAAGACACUGGCAGAGAGAUCUUCCCAUAAUAAAGCAAUCCGAAUCAGCAUCACAAAACUGAUAUUGCAUGAAGCAACGAUAAAAUUACAAAAGAGUAGCAUUUUUUAAUUUCCACCAAGUGUCUAAGUUUUCAGCUAUACCUGCACGUUCAUAACCAACAAUAUAAACCGUGAUCUCAUGUAACACAUAAACAAUUCAUGCCUUUCAUAGUUUAUUAUUAAAGUCUAAACAAAACCGCAAUUUCUUAGGUGACAGAUCUUUUGUUUACAGACAAAUGAAGAUUACCCUAAAAUGCUAGAAGCUGUCUAGGUCCGAUGUGUCAGGUUUAUCCCAGAUUAGAUGUGCCAAUAACCGAGUUUAUUCAGUAAACAACUUGAAUCUCGUACUUGUUUCACCUGGUUUUAUUAUUCUCACCCAUACACAGCAACGACUCUCAAUCCUCUGGAAAUAUUUAAUGCUUACAAUCCUGCUUUGUGUAUCUAAUUUGAUUCGUUAUAAGGUAGUACUGAUUUUAGCAUAUUAAUGUGAUUUCUUCCUUGUUUACUUUGGUCUGCGUCCAACCUGGAAAGCUUCCAAGAUUUCCCUAACAAGUCCUAAAUAUGUAAAUUGUCAUUAUUUGGGGGAAGAAAACCUGUUUUUGUUAGUUUACGAUAUUAUGGAAUUUCACUCCAGAAAAAGCUGUUGGGCUUCUGUUGCUUUGUUUUCUCUCUUCGUUUCUUCUUCCUUGUGUUUUUAAGUUGGAUUUUACUUCUUUUACUGGAAAAAGAAAAAAGUGUUUUAUUUCCAAAUCUGGUCCAUAUUUACAAUCUAGUUCAGAGCCAAGCCUUAAAUUGUACAGAAUUUCCACUGUAAUUAAACUAUUUAGUGUUUAGUUAUAAAUAGCCUUCAAAAAGAUAUAUUCUCCAUUACACUGUCAACUGCAUCACACAGCCCAUGGUGAAUGUAUGUUUCUGCAUAGCAAAAUAAAAAUGGUAAAUGCA
This is a messenger RNA of Callorhinus ursinus (northern fur seal), 4801 nucleotides long. The record is from RefSeq and is a predicted model, not a curated record. NCBI's taxonomy places the organism in Eukaryota, Metazoa, Chordata, Mammalia, Carnivora, Otariidae.